This is a messenger RNA of Effrenium voratum, 1362 nucleotides long. NCBI's taxonomy places the organism in Eukaryota, Dinophyceae, Suessiales, Symbiodiniaceae. The record is from the annotation of a GenBank genome assembly.
GAGCACCACUUUGACACCGUGGUUCCCCUAAAGAAGGGCAAGAGAGCCGCGGCUCCGGAGCAGAAGCCCGAGAAGCGGAAGGCAGGCUACGACCUGCGCGACCGCAAGCCUUCGAAAGCAGGGAUCGAAAAGCACAAAUACGCGAUCUCUGAAGACAAAGUGGACCCUGAUGUGAGGGAGUACUUUUUCACCACGGUGCAGAGCUCGAAGGCUAAGGGAUCCCCGAGAAACAGGGUCUGCGGGGAAGCGACUGCCAAGAUUCAUUGGUAUUCCCUGCGCCAGCUUCUUGGAUGGGUCGACAAACACAACGUGUCUCCCGAGAAAAAGUCCAUCACAGAAUUGCUGGUGGACCAUGAUGUCCUCAAGGCCUACUACGUUCAUCUCGAGGACGACACAUGCAGAGGCACCAAAUGGACUCCCGGCGCCAUUGGCCUCAUCACCAGAUCAUUGGUUGUGGCGUUGCAGGUCCUGGGCCCGAAGUACUUGGAGGGGUCCAAGAAAGUCAAGAAGCGCCAGAUCCAGCGGACGAUCGAUUUGAUCCGCAGUCUUGGCAAGACUUCCGCAGAAAAGCGGGCCAUCGAAGGCUGCGGCCUUCCGGCUGGGAAACCUUUGGGCGACCCGCCGCUGACUGCCGAGGAGCUAGUCGACAACGCGAUCAAAUGGAGCCAGCGCUGCCGGAAUCAGGCCCUUCGUAACGAAGCCUUGCCAGAGGGCACUCCGGAGUCGGAAGCGGAGUACAUGCAAGCGCGGCUCGCACGAUAUCGUGCGUUCGGCCUUGCAUGGAGCUUUGUCUUUCAGACGACGGAGCGGAUCGGUACAGUCCUGAACCGAACCCUGCACUGGGACGAAGACGCUGAGGCGUACUUCUUCGUGGCGGCUGGCGUGAGCCCCGUGAAAACUGAGAAGGCGAAGCGGCUGAGCCGCGGGUACUUCGUCAGUCGCAAGUUCCUCUCUAAAAAGUGGAGCGCCGAAUUCAGUGCAUGGAUGGAGACUGACUGGCCCAUUCUUGUGUCAUACUACAAGUUGCCGGCUGAAGGCCCCACUUUCAAACCUCCGGCGCGCCCCGGUUGUGCCCCUUUCCUCCCAAUCCCGUACGACACCUUCCGAAAAGGAAUUCGGAUGGUAUGCAGAGCCUGCUCCACGGAUGUCAGGGGAGCAGCAGAGGGGUACUUGAUCGUUGACCCCGAGAUCACCGGGCGGCUCCACCAGGUGCGAACGCUGCAGAGGUUCGUCGGGCACGACGAAAAGACGUCGUUGAAACACUAUCAUGUGUUGGGGAGCCGCGCCCUGUCUUCGAAGUUGCAGAAGCUCAGCGACAAAGCAUCGAAGAAGACCAAAACGGCAAAGAAGGCUAAGAAAUAG